UAUUAAGAAGUUCAAAAACGCCCGGCAAGAGUAUCUGAAUUAAGGACUAUUGAUGGCAAAAUACGGGAUGAUUUAAUUGUUCAAAGGUUAAUUUACAGCACAUUUAGAGAUGGAUGCCAAGCUGUCACUAAUAGCCAGUUUUGAUGACCUGGCUAGAAAUGCUAAAGUAUUACAGGUUGGAAUAGAACCAGAAUUUCAACGUUUUGUAUCUAAUCAACAAGAUUGUUUGAAGAAAUGGUGUUCAUUAGAAACAGACUUUGAACGGUUUAAUGAAAGAAUUGCUACCCUAGAAAAAGAGAAUGAUUCACUACAAACCACAUUGAAGCAUGCAAGAAGUCAAAUUGUUAAAGAAACAGAACACAGACGGUAUUUGGAAUCUGAACGAGACCAGUUGGAAAGACAGAUUUCUUUAAUACGAGAAUUACUGACUGACAAGAACAGAAAGAGUAUGUUGAAUGAGCAGGAUAGAGAAAAAUUGGCAUUUCUCAGUCAUAAUACCUAUCAGUCACAGUUGGAGGCCAAUUCUCCAUCAAGGAGACUUGGAACAAUAAAUGAGUCGACACAUUCCAUACUUGGUGAUUCAGUUUAUGAUAAAACAGAAGAUGACCUCGACACAUCAUAUCUCCGCAGUGGAAGAAAGGUUAAACGACCUUCAGCACCUCCAAUGGAAGAUGAACCUGUCAAACGACGGCGUAGUGAUGAAGAUGAACACAACAACUCCAUAGUGACCCAAACAACUGUCACCCUUAAUGCGAAUGGCCAUCUUGUUGGGGCUGUAGCUGAGGUUAUCCCGCUGACCAAGACGCUCAACAAAAGCUUCAGUGAACCAGCGCUGGACAAACACCUGGAUAGUCCUGCUCGGGAUGUUGAAAGUGAACCCGAGUCUGAGGAUUCUUAUAUGGGUACACCUGGCAACAGAAAUCAAAACUCCCGGCGCAAAUCUCGAGGUAUCCUGAAGGGAGCUACUCCUAAAACACCACGUCUGAGAAAAGCAAGUUCUGCUGGUCGUGGAUUGAACAGGAUCCACUUUUUCAUCUCCAAGACAGUCAUCAAACCAGAGACAUGUGCCCCAUGUGGAAAGAGAAUCCGAUUUGGCAAGCUUGCUAUGAAAUGUAAAGACUGCAAAUCAACCUGUCACCCAGACUGUAAGGACAAUCUUCCUUUACCAUGUGUGCCCUGCUGUCCUAGCACCCCGGGAACUAGCAAAAUGUCGGGUGGCCUGCUGACCGACUAUGCACCCAUUGACCCACCAAUGAUUCCAGCUAUUGUGGUUCACUGUGUUAAUGAAGUAGAGGCACGAGGACUGUCGGAGGUGGGACUGUACAGGGUUCCAGGAGCUGAUUCACAGGUAAAGGAUUUGAAAAAAGAUUUUUUCAAAGGAAGAGGAGUACCAAAUAUGUCCCACAUUGAUGACAUCAAUGUGGUGUGUGGCUGUCUGAAGGAUUUCCUGCGAGGCCUCAAGGAGCCUGUCAUCACCUAUGCUCUGUGGAAGGACUUCAAAAGUGCUGCAGCGAACCGUGACCAUGCUAUGGGGGAGUCUGAACUGUACCAGGCCAUCAGUCAGUUGCCACAACCAAACAGGGACACAUUAGCCUUCCUCAUUCUUCAUCUAAUCAGGGUGGGUGAAUGUCAUGAGUGUAAGAUGCCGACCAGUAACCUGGCCAAGGUAUUUGGCCCCACGAUCAUCGGCUAUUCAGUGGCCGACCCCGAGCCUCUUAUGAUGAUAAAUGAGACUAAGUACCAGAGCAUGGUGAUGGAGAGACUGUUCGACAUCCCAAUAGAUUACUGGGAGUCUUUCCUCAACAUUGACGAGGAGAACCUCUAUCCAAAUCAGUUCAACACCCCACAGACACCAGAGACCAGAGCAGUGCCAGGCAGUAUGCUUGGACCUAUUCAUACACCAGGCUCCUACGAGCACAAGAGCAGAACAUGGGGCAAGAGCUCCUUCACACCAAGGCAGAAGGACAGCAAAGUGGCUCCCUAUGUGACAGGAUCACUUAGAAUCACCAAGAUGAAACCCAAACUCAUGCCACCGCUAGUGAUGCCGCGCAGGUCUAUGAGCGAGACCUGUCUGUGAGGGCAACUGGUGGUGCCGGAGAUUUUCAAACAAGAGCCGAACCAUCAACAAGAAGCCCAGCCAUUUCUUUUCCUCACCGAUGUUGAACUGAUAUACUAAGGGUUAUCAGUUGAGGUUUCCUAGUUUUGGACAUUCCACAUCCCAUGGCAGACAUGAUUGAGUUUGAAUGGACUUCAAAACAAUUGUUAGUGAUUUAGAUCCUCCACACAGAUGAAAUACAAAUACAUUUGAUGAUUUCAUUUUGUGCAGUGGUGCCAGGUACAAAACAUUUGUAGAUGAUCAAAUUUACUAACUCACAUUUGAGUGAAAGUAAUAAGCUUCUAUGUAUCGAAUGUAAAGUUUUUGUAAUUUUCCUAAAAAUACAAUUAUGAAAUAGUAAUUACAGACGUAUUGAAAAAUUGUAAGUCCUCAAAUUCUGCGUGCAGAAUUCACUUGUGAAGAUUUACAACAAAUAUGUUCUCACUUGAUGUAUUAUUUUUUAUAAAAUGACUGAGUGUGAGAAAAUGAGCUUUUUUCAACAUAGCAUUGAUGACUUUCUUUUCGAAGGAAUUGAGAAAACUGGAAAUGUGCAAGUAGACUUUUGAUAAACAGUCCGAUUGAUUUACUGUUUCUUUUAAAAUCAAAUCAUGAUAUGGAUUGAUUAACUAAUCAUUAUAAAAAAGUCGAGUAAGAAUAAGAUUAUACGUUUUCAUCUUCUGAAAUAAUUGAAUUCUUUUUGCAGUUGAGUAACUAAAUGAGACCAAAGAUUUGAAUACAGUCAUAACCUUGUUAAUCAGGGCUCCACUAUUGCGAAAACAUGCAAUCCCGACACUAAUUCUUCUGAAUGGAACUUCAUCUGAAAAUUUAUGUUAUGGAGUAGAAAGAGCAGAAUUUUGUCUAGAUAUCAAAGGCAUACCGCCAAAAAUUACAUCUGGUCAUGUUUGACAACACCCAGGUGUGUGAAAAGAAUUGUAAACUUUUUAGUAUUUUUCCCUUUAAAAUACGACUAGUCCUUAACAGUGGGCCCCACUUGGAGCUGAGAGGCGGGGCCCAAUAUUGUAAAUAAAGGAAACUAAUUUUAAAAUCUCUCUCCUUCGAUACAAAUGGAGAGAUUUUAACCAACUUUGGUCAAGAGAACCUGCAGGUAAAGACAACCAAAAUAUGUAUAAAUGGAGGGCGGGGUCGAAUAGCAGAGAAAGAAAAUUAAUAUUUGAAAUCCUUCUCCUUCCAAAGGAAUGUAGGGAUUCUAACCAAAUUGUUCUGUAGCAUCCUUUGGCAAGUGGGACUUGGGUUUAUGUAAACAGGGGGCAGAGGGUUGUGGCCCAAUAGGGGAAAUAGAGGUAAAUCAAUGAAAAAUGUCACCUUCCAUACAAAUUGAGAUAUUUCAUCCCAACCCUAUUACCAAAAAUACCAUUUCUGGGCAUGAAGAGAAGAAAACAUUCAUGUACCAACCCAUGGAGACGAAUACACUCAUGUUCUUGUUGUCUUACCCACCCAAACAGGUUUACAUGUAAUUCUUCUUGCAACUUGUAUUUCUUAUACUCCUUUGAUAAACUGGUGUGAUACUCUCCUGGUCUGUCUGAUUCGUUUCUGUCUUAUUGUUUCAGUAAUGUUAUUCUGCAGUCAAGGUUAGGGCCCUGGGUUCAAUAACCAUACAAAUUUGUCCUCAUUGUUUGUUGAGAAAAAUUUGUGUCAUUUACUAAGAAAACAAUUCUCUAAACACAAGUCCCUAGUUUUAUUAAUCUGCUAAUUUUUUUUCUUUCCAUAUAAUUCCCUCAUGAGCCAAUGUUUCCAGAUGAUCAAGCUUUAAUUGUUAUACUUUCAACAGUGCCUAUAGCUAGCACUUGUACACAUUUUGCAUCUUCCGGUUGAAGUCGGUGUUCAUGAAUUGGUACAUUUGAGUCAGAGGUGUUAUGCAUACUGAUAUUAUAAAUGAUUUGUAUGCAGUGUUCUGAGUAAAGUAGUAAUUGCACAUCAGAUUUACAUCGAACCUUGUCUUCACAAGUGGGGACUUUUGAUAGGAUCUAACUGAUAGCAAUGGCUGGCCUGCCUGCUCUACUUGUGUUCAAAUGAGUCAAUUUUUCCUGAGGCAGCAGAAUAAAUAAGAUCCAAAUCAGUUGAGAUGCUUCAGUUAAAAAUAUCAACUUCAAAACUUUUGGUUUGGGAUUUGCUUUGUGAGGUAACUGUUACACAAAUACUCUCUCUUUCUCUCUCUCUCUCUCUCUCUCUCUCUCUGCAACUGUCCUAUCUUAACAUUAGAUACAGCAUGGCAAAAUGACCCAUUGCACUGACCUUUGACCUAAUGUUUGAUUACCUCUUGUGUUACUUCAAUUCCAGUAAUGUUAGGUGGAGUCCCAUUACUUUUCUAUUGUUUAUAGGCAUUGCAAAGUUAUAUCCCAGCUAAAGUGAUGCUAUUUCCUCUGUAUACCUACAAACACACAAAUUGUUGGGCUUUUUUGAGAGACAUUUUGAAAUAAUUCUCAGCAAUGUUACAGAAACAAUGAAUAUCCUGUCUAGUAGUGUAACAGAUGUAUGUUAAACAACAGGCAGGGAUUGCAUUCACAUAAGUAUUUCUAUUGUAUAUAGAUUUAAAUGGGGGAAGCGACUCCAUGUAAGAAAUAAAGCUUAACAAACAGGACCUCUUCCUUAGUUGGCGAUAAAACACGAGUGUGCUCUCGACACCAACUUGUUUGUCAUUGUUCUACCCGACGGGUCACUUUAAGUCUGCCACAUCAUCAUUUGUUGUAGAUAUGUAAAUAAGCAACUAUCAGUAAUAUA
Molecule: messenger RNA, 4834 nt
Organism: Mizuhopecten yessoensis (Yesso scallop)
Lineage: Eukaryota; Metazoa; Mollusca; Bivalvia; Pectinida; Pectinidae
Product: rac GTPase-activating protein 1-like
Exons: 22
Coding region: 110-2077 (655 amino acids)
Biological process (GO): signal transduction
Source: RefSeq, a predicted model, not a curated record